This is a messenger RNA of Puccinia triticina, 1221 nucleotides long. RefSeq lists its product as uncharacterized. Lineage: Eukaryota; Fungi; Basidiomycota; Pucciniomycetes; Pucciniales; Pucciniaceae. The coding region runs from base 1 to 1221 and encodes 406 amino acids. The record is from RefSeq and is a predicted model, not a curated record. Gene Ontology annotation, molecular function: peroxidase activity. The transcript is spliced from 3 exons.
AUGGCAGAUAAAAAACCCGAUAUCGGCUCUCACUCGAAGCCUUACCGGGCGCCACUACUAGACUUCAGAUCACUCUACCCAUUUUCCGACGAUUUCGAUCCGGGCGCACUCUGGGGAUUGCGAAGACUGAUAAGGAAAGGGGCGAUAAGACUGGUCAAGCUUUACUUCUUUAUUAUCUUCCUAACAGUGGUCGAUCUGCUCUUCGUGGGAUUCAAUCUGAUCAGUCCAGCCAGGACUAGUGGGAAUGUGAUCCCGUUGCCUUUCAAUCCUCAUUCGCCACCUCGAUUUUUCGAUCGUCCUUUUAUCUUUGUCAUCUGUAAACUGGCACUUUGGCUGGGUCCUCGCGCACCCCAAUGGAUCCAGGAAUGGUCUCAAUGGGAUGGCCUACUUCCCGACGGACGCUGGCCAGCAAUCGAUAGAGAUAUGGACUUCCAGACUGUUUCCCGUAGUCCUUGUCCUGGGCUCAACGCCUUAGCCAACCAUGGAAUCCUUAAUAAAUCAGGAGAAAACCUUAACUUUCAUCGAAUUGCCUCUCGGAUUAGCAGGACUUAUAACCUCAGCCCAGCCCUGGCCGUCCAAUUACUCUCAGCUGCCUGGCCUCUAUUCAAGGACCGAGGGAAGAUCGAUCUUUACUCCCUAACGACUCAUGGUUUGAUCGAACAUGAUGCCAGUCUACUCCGUCCUGAUCUCAAUGAAAGCACUUUGGAAGACCAAACCAAGCCGAACCAAGAAUUGAUCGAAAAACAUUUCCCUAAGCGACGAAUCCGAAGGACUCGAAAAAUCAACAGAGAAAGUGCAAGCGCAGAGGAAGAGGACGAAGAAGAAACAGACAAAAUCAGACUCAAGCACCUCGACUUCUCGAAUCUAUUGGAAAGGAGGAGAGAGGAAUGUAAGAUAAAGAAUACGAGUUUCCACGACACGUUCUUGUUCAAGUUUUUCGGAAGCGGCAAUUGCGCCAUGUUUAUCGAAGUCUUUAAUGGGGAAUUGUCGGAUAUACGUCCAUUUGUCGGCGCCGGUGUUUCUACCAACGGUCGACCCUAUCAUCACCAUCAUCGCGAUCUUCCCGAUGGACAACCCGAGCAUCCAAUCGGUUUCAUGAAUUUAGUCAAUCUCGAAGUCUUGCCUCACGACCGUUGGAGACCUUCAAAUCUGCACCAUCCAUGGGGCUUAACAAUUUUCAAACUUAUUUACUCCACUCUAAAAAUCGAAGCCAGGACUUGA